Messenger RNA from Chrysoperla carnea, 1416 nucleotides. Its product is annotated as probable vesicular glutamate transporter eat-4. The transcript has 6 exons. The record is from RefSeq and is a predicted model, not a curated record. Gene Ontology annotation, molecular function: transmembrane transporter activity. Bases 93 to 1379 code for a protein of 428 amino acids. Lineage: Eukaryota; Metazoa; Arthropoda; Insecta; Neuroptera; Chrysopidae. Gene Ontology annotation, biological process: monoatomic anion transport; transmembrane transport.
AAUAUUUUAAGUCACAACUGUACCGCAAGAAAAGCCGACGUUUGUAUAUUCAGUAACAAUUCAAAUAUUUUCGAACAAAAGUGAAAUAAAAAAUGGAUCCUCCAAAGAUGUUCAAAGAUGAUAAAUCAGGAUGCCUUAAAUUUGAUAGAAUAACAAUUAUAAACAAACGAUUUACACUUUCAUUUUUAAUGAAUAUUGGAUUUACAAUUAUGUUUUGUGGGAUUACAUUGAGUCACGUUAAUAGAUGUUUAAUGUCAUCUAUCGACCCCGCUGAUCGCUCUUUCUUCCAUGCUUCUAGUUACUUACUAGGCUUAGUAAUCAUACAGAUUCCAGCUGCUUGGUGUAGUUUAAAAUUCUCACCAAUUACAUGGUUUGGACGAAGUAUUUUAUUAUACUCAAUUCUAUUAUUUGUACUAGCAUUAUUUUCGUUUUUUGUGGAAUUUCGGAGCUAUGGUUUACUUGUUGCCUACAAAUUUACCGAAGGCGUUGUAUCGGGAACAACAUUUGUGGUAUUCCAUGCAGCCUGGAAAAAUUGGACACCAUCCAAUGAACGGUCAACAUUUGUAACAUUUGCUAUAGGUGGUUGCUUUUUAGGGGAUCUUCUAGGGGAAUUAUUGUCCAAAUAUUGUUCAGAAUUAUUAUACUGGGAAUAUUUAUCUGGUUUGCUUGGUAUCACUGGUAUAGUAUGGUGGUUAUUAUGGAAGAAUAUGGUUUAUGAAACACCAGAAAAACACCGUACAAUUACUGAAAAAGAAUAUAAUAAGAUAUAUCCAAGCAUUCAACAAGAGCUUGACAUAACUGAAAAUGUAACAUGUAAAAAAAUUAUAUUUUCUAUGCCUUUUUUGGUAUUGGUAGUUGUUAAUUUACUAAGAUCAUGGAAUUCUGCAUUUUACUUAUAUCGGAAAGAGCACAUGUAUAUAAUUUUAAUAAUAAAAGCAGUGACCUUCCCAAUUGCUGGAUAUUUAGCUGAUGUGUUAGUACGACAAACAUCAAUGACAAUUACUCGCGUACGAAAAUUAUAUAUAUCUGGAAUAUUUUUGAUUGAAGUGAUAUAUUUCUUAUUAUUGAGAUACUGCGAAGAAUUUGAUGGUUGGUUGUAUUUCAGUUCAUUUGUUAUGCAAGUAUUACAUAUUGCAGCAUUUACAGCAGCAAGCGUAAACGCUUUAGAUAUUGCACCAAGUCAUGCUGGAGUUACAAUUGCGAUUAUAAAUAUUAUUUCACAUAUUGGGUAUCAAGUACCGUUUAAAAUUGAACUGUAUUUGUAUGAAAAUAAUUGGCUGGAUACGUUCAAUUUUAUUUCAAUAAUGGCACAUUUAAUUGGUGGAAUAAUUUAUGGAAUUUAUGGAUCAGCCAAGCCUAUAACUGUGAAAAAACUAUAAACUAAAUAACGAAAUUGGAAAUUUUGAAACAUUUAUG